UUGUCGUCUUUCACAAGGGAGCUGAUAAUACCUAAAUGAUCAGGGGAAAAACUAAGUAACAUCAUAUAAUGGUAGAAUCGCUGUGCUGCUUUUUGAAAAUUUUGAUAAUUACUCAACAUUUCGCCUUCUCUCAACCACAGUGGACCAACCACUUUCUUGUUUCUGUGAAUGGUGACAAACCCGAUGCAGUUAGACUAGCAAAUAAAUAUGGCUUCCGUGUUUUAUAUGGGAUCCUACCGAAAAGUUACAUCUUUACAAGAAAAAACGAAACCGUUGGAAGCCAUAGCCGUGAUUGGAGGAGAUCUAUUUCUCUUAUCGCAAGAGAACACAGGGUCAUACACUUUGAACAACAACGAUACAACAUCAGAGUAUUAAGGAAUACAUCUCCCACGUUUAAUGAUCCUAAAUGGGGAGACAUGUGGUAUUUCAAUAUGAACACAACUGAGGUAAUUCCCGAUCAAGGUGUAUUAUCGUCAUGGUCUCAAAAUUAUACAGGAACAGGGAUCGUGAUUGGGAUUGUGGACAAUGGUGUAGAAAUAAAUCACCCAGACUUGUUGAUAAAUCAGAUAUCAGCCUAUGGUUUCAAUUUCGUAGAUGGUUCUUCAAAUCCGUCUCCAGAUGCCGGUGCUAGUCACGGAACUAAAUGUGCUGGCAUUGUAGCAGCUGUGAGUAACAAUGAUGAAUGUAUUCUUGGAACAGCGUACGAUGCAAAAUUUGUCGCUUUAAGGAUGAUGGAUAAUAUAGGAUCAACAUCUGCUUGGGAAGCUGCAGCCCUGACGCACAGAACAAAUCAGAUUGACAUAUAUUCUAACAGCUGGGGUGUUAUUGAUAGGCAGGGUUUUCAUGGUCCUGACCCAAGUGUCCAAACAGCAAUAGAGAAUGGAAUUAGACAGGGUCGAAAUGGCAAAGGAUCAAUCUAUGUUUGGGCGGCUGGAAAUGGAGGACCAGAUGACAAUUGUAAUUGCGAUGGUUAUGCUAACAACAUAUAUACCAUUGCAAUAUCGGGAAUAGGCUAUGAUUUGUAUUCAGCUCACUACUCCGAAAGAUGCAGCGUCAUCAUGGCGUGUACCUAUGGAUCUGAUGAUCUUGAAUACUUUGUCGAAACGACAGAUCUAAAUGCACAAUGUGGUCGAUUUACUGGUACAUCCGCCACUGCACCAAUUGCAGCAGGGAUUCUAGCAUUGACACUUCAAGCAAACACGAACUUGACAUGGAGAGACAUGCAACACCUGAUUGUUAAGACUUCAAAGCGUCACAAUCUCAAAGGUGGAAUAUGGAAAACAAAUGCAGCUGGCAAACAGUAUCACGACUUUUUUGGGUUUGGCCUUCUCGAUGCAAGUGCAUUGAUCACGGAUGCGAAACAAUGGAUUGGACUUCCUUCUUUCAGAGUGUGUUCAUCGGAUGUAAAAACUGUCAAUAUCAAACAAGUAAAACAUUUACAGAACCACCUGCAAAAAAGGAAUGUCAACAGUUUGAAUUCUGCAGAAGACAUAAUCACAUCUGAUGGAUGCAAUGCAUCGGGUAGCAAUAACGUUAAUUAUGUGGAGCACAUACAAGUUUUUAUUAAAUUCAGUGCAAAUUUACAUAGAGACGUUUUGAUUAGUAUCAUAUCUCCAGCAAAUACAGAAAGUCAGUUACUCUCUGCACGACCAUAUGACACCGGAAGUGGUCAACAAGCAUGGACAUUUUCUUCCGUUCAUUUCUGGGGCGAGAUGUCGUUAGGAAAUUGGACAAUUCGAAUGUCAAUUCCAAUAAAUACAAACCAAGGACGUUUAUUAACAUGGCAAUUACGCCUUUAUGGUACGUCAAUUCACCCUUCGCUGGGCCCGGAAAAUGAAACUGUUGAUGUAAUUAAACCAGUAACUCGAGGAUAUGUUGAUUCCAAAUCGGACGGCAAAAAUGAAUUAAUAAUUUCAAUAACUGUACCUGUAGUGGUAUGUUUAAUAGUUUCACCAUUUAUAGUUCUCAUUAUAUACAGAAAGUUUAAGAAAAAGCAAGGAAGUAUCUCGGACAUGUCUCCUAAUCCUAUCAAGUCAAUUCAAAGUUGAUUCAAUUGUGUUGCAUAUCAAACCUGGACGCAUUUUGAAAAUGAUUGUGUUACAAUUGCAUCAUUCUGCUUGCACGAUUUGUUGACGAAUUCAAGAAAUAUGAUAUAAUGUAUAUAUGUAGAAAUUAUGGACGUAUUACCUUGCGAACGAAAAUAAGUUUUAGAAUUUGAAAACUCGAUGGUCAUGUUACUUAAUAUUAUUUUAUUUCAUCUAUACAUAUAAUAAAUUACCUAUCUUUAUAGUCUGCUUGGCUAUGCACUUUAUAAAUUAAAAUUAUAAAGUAAUUCUAUCGCCAUAUCAGUUAUUUAUUUAGAUUUAUGCAUGAUAGUAACAUACAUUUUUUUGGAGUGUUUUCCGGUCGUUAUUGUAAAAAAUCUUGUUAACCAUAACAUAUUUCAAAAGUCUAAGUUGCAUGUGCAUGUAUGUGUAUUUCAAUAAUCAAUGCUUUGUUUCAUAAUACGAAAUCCAAAAAGUUCUGUUUUCAUUGAUUUCUAUUAUAAGUUUAUUAUGCGAUAGAUUCCCUUUAUUUAUCAGAAAUUUUGUAUCAUUUUGUAAAGAAGCCAUUUCAUAUGUUUUCUUUAUUAAUAUUAUGAUAUCUUUACAGCCAAGUUCUUAUGAAAUUGUGAUAUUCCUAUUUAAGGAAACUGCUAAUUCAUUAUGUUGAUUUAUGAUUCUCUUUAUGUAUAUCUCGCAUCUUAAAAUGUGCGAAUACCUAUAUCUUUAUUUGAUAAUGUAUUAGUUGUAACUCUAAUAAAUAUAUAUAACUACA
Messenger RNA from Ostrea edulis (European flat oyster), 2817 nucleotides. Its product is annotated as furin-like protease kpc-1. Gene Ontology annotation, biological process: protein processing. The transcript is spliced from 15 exons. Gene Ontology annotation, molecular function: serine-type endopeptidase activity. The record is from RefSeq and is a predicted model, not a curated record. Gene Ontology annotation, cellular component: trans-Golgi network; Golgi membrane. The coding region runs from base 69 to 2048 and encodes 659 amino acids. NCBI's taxonomy places the organism in Eukaryota, Metazoa, Mollusca, Bivalvia, Ostreida, Ostreidae.